UAGAAACCAGGCAUAUAUUGUUCAUCCGUGUCCACUUUGUCAGAUGAAUAUCAUGAAUAUGUCACCAGUUUAGUCGCUCGUUGCCGUACGACCUCAAAAGACGACAGGGAUACCGAGAACUUUUUUCGGAAGUUCGCUCAUACAGUAACCCCACGCCACACACGGUGUCGCACAUUUCCCUGCGUAAGGCAUCUUCAGCCGUCGGGCAACGGACAUGGCCAGCUUCGGAAACAAGGUGGAAGCGGGCAGGUAUGUCCCCCCCUGAACCUUCUUUCUAAGCUUUAGAUUAUUGGAGGGUUCAAUGCUCUCAGUCUUCAUCUACGACGUCAGCUCGGUUCAGGAUCGCCUUCUGCAACGGACACUGGCAGCAGAGCAGGAGCCAGUCGGUGACGAGAAGAAACAGGCCUGCACAGAAGCGCAAAAGCGAGCCAACUGGUUGAAACAAGACAUUCGGACCCGAGUAUGAGACUGGGCUCUAUGAGAUAUUUCAUCGGUGUAUCAUUCUGGAAUUGUGAACAGUUGAAACAUGUUGGCUUGUCGU
Molecule: messenger RNA, 541 nt
Organism: Canariomyces notabilis
Lineage: Eukaryota; Fungi; Ascomycota; Sordariomycetes; Sordariales; Chaetomiaceae
Exons: 2
Coding region: 302-466 (54 amino acids)
Source: RefSeq, a predicted model, not a curated record